Verticillium dahliae VdLs.17 is the source of this 1548-nucleotide messenger RNA. RefSeq lists its product as uncharacterized. The coding region runs from base 1 to 1548 and encodes 515 amino acids. The record is from RefSeq and is a predicted model, not a curated record. NCBI's taxonomy places the organism in Eukaryota, Fungi, Ascomycota, Sordariomycetes, Glomerellales, Plectosphaerellaceae. The transcript has 3 exons.
AUGACGAGGGAAGCGUUCAGCCGCGACUUGGAAAUCAAGGGGUCGGAUGACGAGGAUGACGACUCAUCCGACUGCUCCUUGCCCGACCUUGAGAUGCUCUUGUCACGUACAUCAAAGCCAGACGUGCUGCCGGGCCUCGUAGGCAAAGCUGCUUCUCCAAGGACAAGACUGCGUCGUCGAAGGCCGGGUGCAAAAUCACCCGCGCCAGCUCCUCCGAGACCCAUGUUCGACAUGAAAACACUGAUGGAACACCAAAGGCGAGAUGAAGCCAUCGCCGCGAGCUCGUCUAGACUGGACGGCGACGGUGAAGAGAAGAGCGCAGACUUGAGACCCGAGGCGGGAAGUGCGUUGCCAGGCAUCAACUGCGCACCACCUCCCAGUCCGAAUACUACCCGCAGGAAAUUUAUCAGUGUUGCCGGCGUCAACGACAAGGAGGUAGCUGGCAAGGCUAUGCGCGCCAUGGAGCGAACAGAAGCUGCCACGUCGACCAACAGCAGUGCCAAUGCAGGUCAAAUCCGGGAGCUUGUCACGCCCGGACGUCUACGUGAGCUGUUGGGCUGCAUGGAUGCUGCAGACGAUAUUGAUGAUGAGAAGGUCCAUCUUGUGCAGGAAGACCGGAAUGCGUAUGCUGGCAGAGAUUGGUCGGGACUGCGUACAUACCUCAACUGGCUGCAGCGAGUGGCGGGCAAUUUGAGACCCGAGUCCGUCAAGUACGCUGUAGUCACCUUGCUGCGCAUGGCGGCGGAUAGGACGCUCAUGAGUGCCAUUGAGACUCGAAUAGUUCACCAGACAGCCUUGACCUCCUUGGUCGAAGCUAUUGACGGGACUGACUGGGAUGACUUUUGUCAACACGCCUGUGCCUCGCUUUGGACUGCAUUUGAUACCAGCUCGUUACGCCUGGCGUCGAUUCAGCAGAUCGUCCCUACAACACGCAAAUCGCGAGAGUUGCGGCGGCGGCUGGCUUUGGCGUGCUUCCUCGGAGACCCAACACUCGCAAGGCAACAUCCAGAUGACCAGGGAUUCAUCCCAGAAGCUAUGCACCGCCUUAAGGGCGACGAGUUCCAUAUCAAGAGGAAGACAGACUACGUAGAGCUGAGGGCGCAGAUCCAGCUUUUCGACAUUGCACUCGACGACGGCUCGUUCUACCCCGGUAGUACAUCCUACGAUGCCGCCGCAGCCUUUGACGCCGAAGUCGACCACCUGGCUCAGCAGCUGAAGACUAUAUGGGGCAGUAUCAACGAUUCCGGGGCUGCCUACCUAUCGCGAACUGAGGCGAAGAACUCGAUCGAUUGUGCGCAGAAGCGCUUGACGUACGCAGUACGAACGAAACCUCCGCCCAAGCGAAACAUCUUUGAGCUGCCUGAGCAGCGCAAGGAGGUGGCGACAGAGACACAGAAAGCAUUCAUGAACAAGUUUAUUAGCGCUUUGAAGAAGCCGCCAAGACCAGAUGUACUUAAAGACGAAGAACGUCGGAGAUCCACGGCUGGCUCAGACGAUGCCUCGGGGGCAGAAGACUCGUUCAUGACGGCGGUCGGUGAACUUUCAUGA